This is a messenger RNA of Rosa chinensis, 968 nucleotides long. RefSeq lists its product as uncharacterized. The transcript has 2 exons. The record is from RefSeq and is a predicted model, not a curated record. NCBI's taxonomy places the organism in Eukaryota, Viridiplantae, Streptophyta, Magnoliopsida, Rosales, Rosaceae. Bases 37 to 714 code for a protein of 225 amino acids.
UAUGACGGAAUAUCAAACACCUACUACAGCUUAAAUAUGAUCGACCGCUCCGAUUGUGGUCAAGGUGGGAAAGAAAUAUUCACAAUGGGAAAUUGCUCUUCUCUCAAAGGAACCUGUGGGGAGUGUCGUAACUCUAUCAGGGUCCUUACAGAUUCUGGGGGUAUCCUACAGUUUAAAGGUCCUAAGUUAGCUUCGGAAAUCCUCGCUGGUUUUCCAGGCUAUGGCAUUUUUCAGCAGGGCAAGGCCUCGGUGCCAUUGCCUGAGGAAGAGGCCUUAACUAGUGGCCAGUUCUACCUUCUUCCACUGAGGACUAAAGAGGAAGUGCCUGCUGAUUAUGGGGUCUCUGUAGAAGUUCAAGAAAUGGGUGCUAAUGAAGAUUUGGAUGGUGCAGAAGAAGCUGAGCCGGUGAAGAAGUCGUUUGGGGGUGCAUCGGAUUGCGUGGAGAAUUUGGCAAAUGGGUCAGGAGGAGGUCUGGAAGUAAUGCCGUGUGGAGGAGAUGGGGUUUGGAGAGUGAAGCUUGUGAUUGACACUAAGCAGUUAGAGGAGAUAUUGUCUGAAGGCAACACUCUGGCUCUGAUAGAGAUGAUGAGGAUGGCUGCAACAGCAAGUGCUACACCGAAGCUGCAGAGUAAGAGCCUAUGGGGUUCAGGAGGAGGUGGGGUUGGAAUUGGAAGCCUAUCUUCUCCAACAUGUUUAAGGCCCCCACGGCCAUAACUGCCCCUAUGGCCGGCCGUAACUGAUCAAAGUGGGAUGUGAAGGCCAAGUAGGUUGCUACUACUUGCUAGGUUGUGUGUGGUGCUAUGAAACUUCACGUUUCUCUGUACCAUUAUCUGAGAUUUAUGAGAGUGAAUCAAUCUGCUAGAAGAUCAAUGAUCCCCUCAAUUUAGUUCUUUAUUAUGUUAGAUUAUCAAGGUGAACUAUGUUCCACUAUUUUGUAGAUAUAAUGAAAGUGAAGGUUGUUACGAACA